UUGACACACAAAAAGUUAAAAAAAUUCCAAAAAAACAUUUUUUCCAGCUUAUCGUAUGAAAGUGAAACAUGUGGUAAGUUUAUCGCACAGUAGUUAAUAUUGAAUGGUGCCAUGUACAAAAUCCUUCCUGGCUCUAUUUGUUUUGUUGUUGGUAAUUUUCACUAGUUGCGGUUUGAUUCGGAAUCCAGAUUUACGGAUUUGAGGUACAGCGCAGUCAGUUUGGUUUGAAGAUCCCAACCUUACUUCCGCAAACUCACAUCCUGAUUGAAGGAACCUUCAACCUGUUGAUCAGAUAAAUUACGGUAACACAAUAAGCGAACACCGUUCGUGUUGGAGCGCCGCGAUGGGUACUGAAGAUCAGAAUACUCAGAGCCGUGAUAAUUCCCAGCUGAAUAUCGCGGAGAUUUUCCACGCGCUCAACCUUUGCACAUCGUCCCUGGAUCCUGAGAGUGUUCGUGCCGGGGAACAGAAACUCCAGGAUUAUCGCAACCAUGCGCAAUUUCUGCCGGCACUCGCCACCAUCGUCUCCGAUGCAAGCACCAAUGAUACAGUACGCACACUGGCGGCCAUUGUUUUCAAGAGCUCGAUCGAGCGAUUCUGGCGCAGCGGUCCUCUUAUGCUGCAGGAGCGCGACAAGCGAGCUUUGCGCAGUCUGAUGUUUGCUUCCUGUUUCCAGCAGCAGUGCAUCGCUACAUUAAAGCAGCUGCUAGCGGUUAUUGGAAAAAUUGCCCGUUUUGAUUUUCCACGGUCGUGGUCCACGCUGAUCGAAGAAAUCGGACAGAAGUUGGUGGAGGAUAACCAUGAAAUCCAGUAUCGUGCCAUGCGUCUGCUGCACGAAUGCACUCGUGAAUUGGCGUGUAAACGACUGCCAGCUGAUCGGAAGGCAUUUCUUGAGGUCUCUGGAAACAUAUUUCUUCCGGUUCUGGAUUUGUUCCAGAAUAAUCUGGGCGUGGUUUUGAAAAGCCCCUGUGAAGCGCUUCCGAGCAAUGCGAUUUAUGUGCAGAAAGCCUUGUACGCGGCGAAAGUUCUGCAAACAUUGAUGGUCAAUGGAAUUAAGGAUCACAAAGCGUUUGGACCAUAUCGAAAAUACUGGGAUUUUGUCGGCGACACUAAUCUGGUGUUCAGUUUAUUUGAUUACGCCUCGACAAGCGAGAAUCUACUGCAGCGGCCCGAUAUCGUGGAUGUCGCUUCUAAUUUGCGGAAGAUCGGUCAUCGCAUUCUACGAACGCUCUUGAACAUGAUGGAGGAGCAUCCACUAGCAACAUCUCAGUGUCUGGAGCGGUUGAUGGUACAAGUAAUUCCGAUCGUUUUUGGAGAUGUUGCCCGCUUCAACUUAUCGGAGCGCGUGCUAGUGACUGCCAUGAACAUCAUAAAGAUUUUCCAUUCGGAGCGAAGCUAUCGUUCUGUUCGACUGGAAGAUGGUCCAGAAACUGCGGAUUUCAUGCGGAUUAGGGAAAAUUGUUUUGGCUCUGCUAACGUGAUACACAUGGUGGACAUGGUUAUUACUCGAUAUUUACCGCUUUCUGAAGCCGAUAUUGAUCGUUUGGAGCACGACACAGAGGAUUUUUGCAACGAAAUCGAAGGUCACGAAAACUGGAAGUUCUGCGUACGUGCUGCUGCAGAAACCCUUCUUUCUGCAUUGUGUUAUUGCAAUCCUGACGUUGGAUCUCAAAAAAUUGUGGAACUGAUAAAAAGCACUACGGUGGAUACUGCCAUGGCGCCAGUGAUGCGGGAAGGCAUAUAUUUUGCUGCUGGUUUAGCAGCUUUUCAUCUGUUUGAUUCAUUGGAUUUUGACUCACUUUUCAAACAAAAUCUUUGGCAGGAAUAUCAGAACAAAUCCCCUAGCAAUAUGAUCAUUCGUCGGCGAAUUUUAUGGCUUGUUGGAGAAUGGUCUUCUGUUCGUCUGGCUAAUGAAUCUCGAGCUGUCAUGUUCAAAAUGAUCGUAGAUGGCCUUCAAAAAUCUGAACAUUUCGCUGUGCGGUUGAUGGCCGCUCGUGUCAUCAAGUCCACGGUGGACAUCUUCGAGUUUCGUGUGGAUGAUAUUAUGCCGGCAGCCCCGGCUAUCAUUGAGGGUCUGCUAAGUCUAUUGUCCGAAUGCACAUCGAAUGACAGUCAAGUUGUUGUGCUCAAUUCCCUAAAUGUGACCUUGGAACGGCUGGAGUCCCAUAUCCAGCCGUUUGUUGGCCAGCUACUGCAGUGUCUCUCCGGAUUGUGGCACAGCAGUGCAGAGAAUCAUUUGGUGCAGUGUGGGAUUGUUACUGCGGUGCGAACAGCCGUCCGUGCUUUGCGCCAUGAUGCAGCGAAAAUUGAGCCAUUCGCGUGUGAACUCAUUGCCCUCAGUACCGACUUAACCAAUCCCGUGUCUGUCCAUUUGAUUACGGAUGGACUGGAAUUAUGGAAUAGUUUGAUUCAGAAUAGUGAGUUCUGUGGAGAUUCGUUAAAAAAACUCUUAGUGGAGCGCCUGCCUGCCAUGCUGGAGAUUGCUUCUGAAAACAGGGAAUUGGUUCGGGAUGUAAUUGAUAACUAUAUGUUGUUGUGUCCGGAAGUAUUCUUUACAGAGUUUUAUGAAAAAUUGAUUGUCUGGGGUGCUGAGGAAGUCAACAAAGUAAAGGAAGAAGGCCUGGCCAUAAUCAUCAAAAUGCUGGAUUUGAGUGUGCAGGUGUUUGAUGCGGCGGCCAUUCCCAAAUUGGUGCCAUUGCUCGUUGUGCUUAUUUGUGAUUUACCAACAGAUGGCAAUCGAGUUUUUGCGCUGAAAAUGGGUUUACUUGCGCGCUGCAUAUACGCCAAUUUUUCUGCGUUUUCCGCUGUAUUCUCCGCAGUUGCCAUUGAGAAGCAUGCGCCGGAUCCUGUCGAUGUUUUCCAUGCGUUUGUAAAAAUAUGGACUGAUCAGAUCACGUGGAUUUCCAAGUUGGAGCGGACAAAAUUGUGUGGUUUGGCGCUGAUGCAAAUGAUGACAGCUGAUCCCAAGCUGAUGGCUGUGCAUUUUCCUGCUGUAAGUCUGGCGCUCGUCGACAUCAUGUCGCAGCUCUCAACCGGUGAUGUCUACGGUGGAGACGCCCCUCGGGCAGAUGGUGAAAUUGAUUUGCUAAAUAUUAGUCAGGAUGAAUCAUUCUCCAAUGAGAAACUGACCCAUUCGCUGAUGGCGACCGGAAGUUAUGAUGAUUUGAGGAAGCACGACUUGAAAAAUCGCAAUAUUUGUUAUUCCAUCGAUAUGGUUCGGUAUCUCAAAGACAAAUGGCGAGAAUUGGCUGCCAAAACAGGAGAUGCGUUUAUUGCUAAUUUAUGGAAAAUGCUAGAUGUGGAAACCAAAGAAAAAUUUCGCUACAUUGUUUCCUGACUUGGAUGAUGGUGGACUAAAUAUUCCGGUAUUCACAGGGAAACCGUGGUGGUUGCCUCUUGAAAUGUUCUGACUUGUAAGGAGAUGCACCGUUGCAGUUCUGUGCAGGUUUUAAUGUGACAAAGAGUUCGAUUUGAUUUUAAUGAUUUACCAAUUGUGAAUUUAUGGCAAACUGUUUCUUUACUUCUAUAUCUGAAAUAACAAAAAAUAACAAACAAAACCAUG
Messenger RNA from Paramacrobiotus metropolitanus, 3562 nucleotides. RefSeq names its product importin-11-like. Gene Ontology annotation, molecular function: small GTPase binding. The record is from RefSeq and is a predicted model, not a curated record. Gene Ontology annotation, biological process: protein import into nucleus. The transcript is spliced from 10 exons. Gene Ontology annotation, cellular component: nuclear envelope; cytosol. Bases 344 to 3337 code for a protein of 997 amino acids. Lineage: Eukaryota; Metazoa; Tardigrada; Eutardigrada; Parachela; Macrobiotidae.